AAAACGUGUCGAUGAUUUUUCAUCAGGCGGUCUACACGGACUACUACUGCGUAGUGCCGACUGCCCUGACAAGAUGCUACGGGAUUAGCAAAAUAGAUGCGUGUAUCCCCUCUGAAAACACUUUACUUUAACUCUUUCCACCACUGGGAUGCUGUUAUUGUUCCGUACGAGCGCUGAUAUUUAUUAUACUGUCUUGCGGAAGAAUGUUAAUGUCCGUUGCGGUUCGUAGAGCUAGAAAACUAACUAACCGCCGCCUGAGCUAGCUUCACCUCGACGACAUAAUAGCUUUCAGGUUUUUUUGGGAACACGGUGUGCUCGAUCGACCAAGCUCUCAUCCAGGACAGCACCGGUAGUUUUCAUUUGGUAUCUUUAGCUAACGUUAUCGUUCAUAAUUCGCGUGUAAAAUCUUCCCUGACUGUGGUGAUGGAGUGGCAUCGGCUUACUUGCUAGCAAGCGAGCUAACAAGCAGCCGUUAGUUAGAGCGCUCGUUGCUAAAAAUACACUUUCCGCCAGUCCACAUUGGAUUACUUGUGUUUGGCUUUUCUGGUCGCCUUGCUCGGAGUUUGGCACUCUACAUGGUCGCUACAGUGAAAACAAGACGACUGGAAGAGCGAGUCGGACCCCGCGGUUGUGAGCCGAGCUGGGCGGCUUCAGGUGUCCAAGUGAGCGGCGGAACUCGGCUUUGGCUGGUCGGUGGUCGACGGUUAUUUUGCCCCAAUGGCCUUGUCCUCCCAUCAGUAGUAAUAUAACAAGCCUCGGUCCAACCCAGGGUUACUAGACCGAAACUCUAUUUUUAAGGUCAAAGGAAAAAACGCUUUGUUUCCACUGUCAACUGUCUUGAGAUUGACGAGGCAGGCUUCAUCCCCACACCAUGUCGGAGGAUAACAACGCAGACAAAUUCAUCAAGGAGACAUCCAUUCUAGACGAGUACAACAUAAACUGGACUCAGAAGCUGGGAGCCGGCAUCAGUGGACCUGUCAGAGUUUGUGUGAAGAAGUCAACUCAGGAACGCCUGGCACUGAAGAUCCUCAUCGAUCGCCCCAAGGCUAGAAAUGAGGUGCGACUCCAUAUGAUGUGUGCCAACCACCCAAACAUAGUGCAAAUCCUGGAGGUUUACGCCAACAGUGUCCAGUUCCCGCAUGAGUCCAGCCCGAGAGCAAGGCUCCUGAUCGUCAUGGAGAUGAUGGAGGGUGGCGAGCUGUUCCACAGAAUCAGUCAGCACAGGCACUUUACUGAAAAGAUGGCCAGCCAGGUCACUAUGCAGAUCAGUCAAGCCUUGGAACAUUGUCACUCCCUAAAUAUUGCACAUCGUGACCUGAAGCCAGAGAACCUGCUCUUCAAGGAUAACUCUCUGGAUGCUCCUGUGAAGCUGUGUGACUUUGGCUUUGCCAAAAUUGAUCAAGGAGACUUGAUGACCCCUCAGUUCACUCCCUAUUACGUAGCACCUCAGGUACUUGAGGCUCAAAGAAGACACCAGAAGGAAAAGUCUGGAAUUAUACCUACCUCACCCACUCCUUAUACCUAUAACAAGAGCUGUGACUUGUGGUCUCUCGGUGUGAUCAUCUAUGUAAUGCUGUGCGGCUAUCCUCCGUUCUACUCAAAGCACCACAGUCGCACCAUCCCAAAGGACAUGAGAAAGAAGAUCAUGACGGGCAGUUUUGACUUUCCUGAAGAUGAGUGGAGUCAGAUCUCUGAGAUGGCGAAGGACAUCGUACGCAAGCUGCUGAAAGUGAAGCCAGAGGAGAGGCUGACUAUAGAGGGAGUCUUGGCUCACCCUUGGCUCAACUGCACCGAGGCCCUUGACAACGUCCUGCCCUCCGCACAGAUGAUGAUGGACAAGGCCGUAGUCGCAGGUAUCCAGCAGGCCCAUGCGGAGCAGUUGGCCAACAUGAGGAUUCAGGAUCUGAAUGUCAGCCUGAAGCCCCUAAACUCUGUCAACAACCCAAUCCUCAGGAAGCGGAAACUACUCGGCCCCAAGCCCAGUGACAGUUUCUUCAUUCACGACCCAGAGAACGGAGGGGAGGACUCCAACGUAGCGCUGGAAAAAUUACGAGAUGUCAUUGCACAGUGUAUAUUACCACAAGCAGGAGAGAACGAGGAUGAGAAGCUGAAUGUGGUGAUGUACGAAGCCUGGAGGUUCAACAGGGACUGUAAACUGCUGAGAGACGGCCUGCAGGGGCUCAGCUGGGACGGAAGAGCCUUCUCUGAUAAAGUUGACCGCUUGAAGUUGGCUGAAAUAGUGAAACAGGCCAUCGAAGAGAAGACGAAUCUCCAAGAAUCUCAUUAGCGAACGCCGUCUUUCUAUCUUCUUUUUAUAUUGUUUAUUAUGACCCUUUUUAACCCAUAUCUGUAAAGAAGCUUUUUUAUGUAAAAUGAUGCGCUAAAUUUUUUUUGUUUUUCAUGAAUUCACUUGCAAAGACCUAUUGUACAGCUGUAGAUAUAUUUCAAAGAGGACUCAUUGGUACUAUAAUUUUUUUUAAAUGGACACUUGCAAAGAACAUGGAAAAACCUAUAUUUUCAUUUUUGCAAAAAAAAAAAAAAGAGAAAAUAAGAAAAAGAUAAUAGAUGAGAAAAAUCAGUGAAAGAAAUUAUUUUCUGGGAGGGAAUUUUUAUUAGCUGCUUGUCCAUGAUGUCACAUGUUUUAUCCCAAUUAUUUCAUUUUAUUCUAUUUUCUGUUCUUUUAACCAUCCUAAGAAUUUUAUUUAUUUAAACAAAGAUUUCCAUUAUUUUAUACCUUUCCUGUAGCCUGGCAGUGGGCUCUAAAGUUGAGAGAAGCUGGUCUACUUUGCGACUCCACGCACUCUCUGAGUCUCAGACUGCAUUUAAAUGAUAUUAAUCUUUAUUUUUUGUGUCACUCGAGCUUGGCCUUUUUGUUUUACAGAGGUCAAGGAGGAGUGGAAAUAGAGGUAAAAGAAAGUGUUGUGAAACGGAAAAAUGCAGCCCAAAAUUCAUUUUGUCACAACUCUUCUUUCUUUGAAGCUGGCAAGAGACACACUAACUAGAUCUCAGCAGACCUUAAGCGUAAACACUAUGACUGGUUUUCUUUCUGGCUCAUGUACAGUAGAUCCACAGAUUUGACAAAAAAAAAAAACUUUUUUCAGAGCUUUCAACUGUCACACAAUGUUGCUCAGGCUUUGAGACGUGGUUGAAAGUUUAGAAAAAAAGCUAGUAAGUGGAGCUUGAGUUAAGAUUUCUUUGUCAAACUGCUGUUUCCAAAGUUAAAAGCAGCCUUCCAGUAACAGUCAAAAGUUUGAACACACCCUCCUUGUUCCCCUGAAUGAGGAAGUGUGUUCAAACUUCUUGACUGCUGCUGUAGGUUUCACAAACUCUCUGUUCAACUCGUACAUGUGAGGUAAAGAUACGGUUUGUCAGCUUCUGAAGUUUUUUGUCUGGCAAGUAAAAAUAGCUGAAUUACUUCAUAUAUAAUAUUUGCAAUUGCUUUUUACAUGUUUGCCUGUUUCUGAUGUGAUUCUUAAAAAGGUCUUAAGUCCAUUUUAAAAUUGUUCAUCUGUGAAAUGGACACAAUCUGAACUACUUUGAGUUAUAUAUCUGCUGGAGUUCAGUUAAUAUGUACAUUUGCUGCUUGAGCCAAAAGAAACACAAAACCAUCUGACAUUUUUAGUGCAAUUCAGUUGACUUCUUCAUGUCAGAAAGCAUCAGUAGGAUCCAUAGAUAUCCAUAAACAGGUCUGUUAGGAUUUCAGUCUCAUAAAACUUGCUGUGCUACCGAAUGUGCAAUAGGACAAUAAUUUAAUCAUGUGUUCAUAGUGCUUGCAUGUACAUGGAGGUAUGAUAGUUCGUAUCAAUAUGUCAGUAUUACUGUCAAAACACAGACCUUUCCUGCUUCAUUUCAAUACCAACAGAUGCGCCUGCUCCAUUCUCUCAUCCUGAAGUUGUUAUUAAUAUCAUAUCAUUGAUUAGCCAGAGUGAAAUGUCCACUGCACUGUUUUGCUCUAGCGCUUUAGUCAUAUCUGAUAUUAUUUCUUCAAAGGAGGGGUUGAAAGAAGGGAUUCAUACAGCGCGUAGAUGGCUGAGUGCAUCUUCUCUUGUUCAGUGCUUGAUCAUUUCUAAUUCAUGUACAUUGUUCAUUUUUUUUUUUUUUU
Molecule: messenger RNA, 4102 nt
Organism: Thunnus maccoyii (southern bluefin tuna)
Lineage: Eukaryota; Metazoa; Chordata; Actinopteri; Scombriformes; Scombridae
Gene: mapkapk5
Product: MAPK activated protein kinase 5
Exons: 14
Coding region: 872-2287 (471 amino acids)
Biological process (GO): Ras protein signal transduction; negative regulation of TOR signaling; protein autophosphorylation
Cellular component (GO): cytoplasm; nucleus
Molecular function (GO): calcium/calmodulin-dependent protein kinase activity; mitogen-activated protein kinase binding; ATP binding
Source: RefSeq, a predicted model, not a curated record